This is a messenger RNA of Onychostoma macrolepis, 3919 nucleotides long. It is a transcript of the gene epas1a, whose product is annotated as endothelial PAS domain protein 1a. NCBI's taxonomy places the organism in Eukaryota, Metazoa, Chordata, Actinopteri, Cypriniformes, Cyprinidae. The record is from RefSeq and is a predicted model, not a curated record. Gene Ontology annotation, biological process: regulation of transcription by RNA polymerase II; cellular response to hypoxia. The transcript has 16 exons. Gene Ontology annotation, molecular function: protein dimerization activity; RNA polymerase II transcription regulatory region sequence-specific DNA binding; DNA-binding transcription factor activity, RNA polymerase II-specific. The coding region runs from base 245 to 2728 and encodes 827 amino acids. Gene Ontology annotation, cellular component: transcription regulator complex; nucleus; cytoplasm.
UAGCAGAGUCCGGUCAGUGAGAGUCACUCUGGAGAGGUAGUGCGAUCCUCGGCAGUGUUCUGAGACUGCACUAACUGCUCCGGUCAUUACUGGAAAUGUCAUGAGAAUGGACAUUACGGAGGAGAAAUAACUAAAUAAAGGCAUUUGUGAGAAAAUACAGGUUUAAACUUUUUUUUUCCCGGAAAAGUUAAUUGAAUUCAUUAUAGGCUACGCAAGACAAGGUUGUCUUCAGCAUAGGCGCAUCAUGACAGCCGAGAGAGAGAAAAAAAGGCAUCCUUCAGAAAGGCGCAAGGAAAAGUCCCGUGAUGCAGCACGCUGCAGACGCAGUAAAGAGACAGAAGUUUUCUAUGAGCUGGCCCAUCAGCUGCCGUUACCCCACAGCGUCAGCUCCCACCUGGACAAAGCCUCCAUCAUGAGACUAGCUAUCAGCUUCCUGCGCACACGCAAACUCUUGAACUCAGGCCGCACAGUCCAGCAAACCCAGUCACAGGAUGACAGCCAGAUGGACAGUCUAUAUCUGAAGUCUCUGGAAGGCUUUGUUGCUGUGGUAACAUCAGAUGGGGACAUGAUAUUCCUUUCAGAAAAUGUCAGUAAAUUUAUGGGCCUUACGCAGGUAGAACUGACAGGCCACAGCAUCUUUGACUUCACGCACCCCUGCGAUCAUGAAGAAAUCCGAGAGAAUCUCAGUGUCAAAUCAGGAGCUUUGAAUGGCAGAAGAGGGAGAGACAUGAGCACGGGCAGAGAUUUCUUUAUGAGGAUGAAAUGUACGGUCACCAAUAGAGGUCGCAAUGUCAACCUCAAAUCAGCCAGCUGGAAGGUGCUGCACUGCACGGGGCAACUCCAAGUGUGCAGCAGCCGCCCCCCUCAAGUUCUGUGUGGGUUUUCGGAGCCACCCCUCACAUGCGUCACUAUGCUGUGUGCGCCGAUUCCACAUCCCUCAAAUGUCGACACACCUCUCGACAGCAAGACGUUCAUGAGCAGACACAGUAUGGACAUGAAGUUUAUCUACUGUGAUGAGAGAGUAAGCAGCCUGAUCGGGUAUAGGCCAGAGGAACUUCUUGGCCGUUCGGUGUAUGAGUUCUGCCAUGCUUUGGAUUCUGAAAGCAUGACAAAGAGCCACCAAAAUCUUUGCAAUAAGGGUCAAGUGGUGAGUGGCCAGUACAGAAUGCUAGCCAAGCACGGGGGCUACGUUUGGAUGGAGACCCAAGCGACCGUCAUCUACAACAAUCGCAACUCCCAACCACAGUGCAUCAUCUGCCUCAACUACGUCCUGAGUUCUGUUGAGGAGCAGUCCGUCAUCUUCUCCCUGGAUCAGACGGAGUCUCUGUUCAAGCCCUACCACAUGUGUAACAUGGGAGAACUGUUCAGCCAGGGUGGAGCUUCCUCCUUUUCUGAAGCUGAGGACAUUCUUUUCACUAAGCUCAAGGAGGAGCCUGAGGAGUUAGCUCAGUUAGCUCCAAUGCCAGGAGACGCCAUCAUUGCCCUGGACUUUGAUAGGCCAGAUUUUGAAGAACCGACUUUCUUCUCCAAGUCCACCAAGCUUCCUGUGGUGGCACCGUCGUGGGUUGUGGAGACGCCACCUGAUGGCAGUCCUGAUAGAAAACUGCCCAACAUGCCGUCUGUGAGCAAAUGCACACCCUGUUCCACACCCUGCUUGAGCGGCUGCAGCAGCUGUUCUACACCCAGCAGUCCAGUAGAUUACUAUGGCAGUGGAGAGUGUGAUCUAAAGGUGGAGCUGACUGAGAAGCUGUUCGCCUCUGAAUCUGUGGCAACAAAUCCUACAGACUCCAGGUUGGACCUGAGCGAUCUGGACCUGGAGACUCUUGCUCCAUACAUCCCAAUGGAUGGUGAGGACUUCCAGCUGCACCCCAUCUGCCUGGAGGAGCCGGUGUCUGACACAGGUCCAGGCCUGAGCACAGCCCUCCAGCACAGCUUCAGCAGUGUAGCUGACCUCUUCCAGCCCCUGGGUCCAUUCCCUCCUGACAACAAGAGUAGCACUAACACAUGUCCAGACACGGUUCAAGUGCAGCCUUACCAAACCGCACCAAACGUCCCACUUUCCUCUAAGGAGGGUAGACAGAUUCUUCAGUGGUCCCCUGACCCACCCUCACAGUAUAUUAGAUGCAUGGAUGACCGAAGCGCAGCAGAUCCAGGACAAGCAUGCAACUUCACCACUGCAUUACCACAGCAAACAUUUUUUGAGAGCUUUGCCCCUGUACAGAAACGCAUGAGUGUGGGUCAGAUAGCUCUCGUCAACAACUUUAAACGGAAGAGGCUGUCAGAGUUCAGUUCAUCAUGCUCUUUCACUGAUAUUCCAAAGCAGGUGGUAGCUCCUCACAAGUCUGCAGAUGGAAUGCAAAAAAGGAUGAAGACGAUGAACGUCGACAGCUGUGCCUUCUCUGUCAGAAAGUCUCUCAGCACAAGUGUGCUAACAGAUAAAUUUACAUGUAUGCAAAGUGGAUUGGUGGCUCCUCACGGCUGCAGUCAGUCUCUCAAAGGAAGCUCAGAGGAUCUCAAACAGCAUUUCCCAGAGUCAUUCAGACAAUACCACAUGAUGCCUCCACACAAACACACAGGCAUGAUAAGUCAACUGUUUGGCCCAUCGUUUGACUCGUACUGUCUGCCAGAGCUGACACGAUAUGACUGUGAGGUAAAUGUACCUCUACAGGGAAACCUGCAUCUGCUUCAGGGCAGAGACCUCCUGAGAGCUUUAGACCAGACCACAUAGACCCAGAGCUUCUUCAGUGAUCCAUUCACCCAUCUUUACCUAUUAUGCUGUUGUCUUUUACGCAUGUAUCAUCAGCCUUUAUUUGGACGUAUUUGUACAUUUUCCUUUAAGACCUGUGUAAUAUUUUAGUAUGUAUUUGAAAAAUCUGAUUGUUACUUGUUUAAAAUGUGUUCAGAUGUACCAUAUUCUGUGCUAUCUCAAACUCUAAUAUUGUCCUGUGCCUUCAGAUGCUAAAUGCUCUUAACAUUUAUAAUCAGAUUUACCAGAUGUUUCACUGUUGCAAAGUUAUAUCUCAACUAACUAGAAUAUAUACAAUAUACAAUAAUAUAUAUGUAGUUUAAUGGUAGUUUUAUUUGUAAGUUAUUCAUUCAGCUUGGAAUACAACUACUGUAUUUGCAUAAAUCAAUGACGGAUAAGUGUUUUGCCAAUCUAUUGCCUUAAAUAUUUGCUUCUGUGUAGCUCAGAAACAUGUCUGUUUUCCCAUUUAGAACUUCCUCUAUUCCUUUCACAAUUAUGACAAAUGCUGUAUUAAAUGUAUAGUUUCUGUCAUCUAAAGCACUUUAUUUUAAAACAUGCAAAUGGAAGACCAAACUGAAAAGCCCUAGUGUAGUGGUAUGUCUUGGCCAUCUUCUCAGGCCCAUCUAACACUAACCAUUCUCUAAAAUAACUCCCAUCUUCUUUCUUUGAAAACUGAACUCUAAAUUUGCAUUUUAUUUUCUCAUACAAACAUAUCUAUUGUGUCUACAUUAGAUGAGGUCUCUGUAGAUCUCUGUAACACGUAAAAAAUGUUUGUAUUUGGUGUUCAGAAGUGCCUUGGUACUCGUACAGUACACAGAGAUGAAUCUGUAGCUUUCUAUUUUACAGUACAUAUCUAUAUAUAUAUAUAUAUAUAUAUAUAUAUAUAUAUAUAUAUGGUAGUUUAAGGUUUUUAGAUUUUGUAUUAAAUUUUGUGAUGUGUGACCUUCUUGUGAUACUCUGGGGUUUCUGUGUGUUUCUUAACAAAAUAUAUUUAGCUAAUUUAAUCGUAUAUCUUUGAGAGAGUCUAUGAUUGUUUAUUCUCAGGAUAGUAGCUUAAAGUAACAAGCAUUUGUAUUUCAGUCUUUCUUUGUAGCAUUAAAAUAUAUGAAAGAUUGUAUUAUGUCUAAAAGAAAUUAAAACGUAAAUGGUGCUACUUACAAAUCAUUCUCAUCU